ACUGUUUGGCAUUUUUCGCGAAAUUCCCUUCUUCUUCUCUCUUAUCUUUUCCAUUUUCACCAAUUUUAUUUCCCAAAAAAAAAAAAACAACUUCAACUUUUACGUUAGCAAAAAAUAUUAAAAAUAAAGAAACGCGUUUCUCUCUCUUCUAUCUUUUUCUCCAUUUUCUCUGCAAUUUUACAGGAUACUGAACUCAGCAAUUCGAUUCUCGACGACUCAAUCGGGUUUGAUAAUUAGGGAAAUUGAGUGAGUAGAGAUGAAAGGAGAGGUACAAAUGGAGGAAACAUCAUCAUCAUCAUUUGGAGGAGUGCGGAAGUUAGAAGAGACAGAUACUGAUCCUUUACUUCCGAUGAGAAUGGAUGAUGAAGAUAUUGCUGUUAAAGCGUCGUCUUUUUCGACGGAGAUAGUGAAAGGUGAAGCUGAUGUUAGUAAUGGCGGCGAUAGUAAUGAUCUUGAAGCCGGUUCUGCUCCUUGUUGUCGCAUUUGUCUUGAAUGUGAUGGAGAGGAUGAUGAUGAGCUGAUAUCACCAUGCAUGUGCAAAGGCACCCAACAGUUUGUUCAUCGUUCAUGUCUUGAUCAUUGGCGUUCAGUGAAGGCAAGAUUUGCCUUUUCACAUUGCACGACUUGCAAAGCGCAAUUUCAUCUUCGUGUUGAAUCAUUUGAAGACAACUCUUGGCGAAAAUUGAAGUUCAGGCUAUUUGUUGCUAGAGAUGUUCUUCUUGUAUUUUUGGCUGUACAGACUGCAAUUGCAGCAAUGGGAGCCUUUGCAUAUCUCAUGGACAAAGAUGGGGCUUUCAGGAAUUCAUUUAGUGAUGGAUGGGAUCGUAUAUUGUCAAAGCAUCCUAUACCAUUUUACUACUGCAUAGGCGUGGUGACAUUCUUCGUGUUGCUUGGGUUCUGUGGGCUCAUAAUCCACUGCACCUCCCUCAACAGUAAUGAUCCUCACAUGGCUGGUUGCCAGAAUUGCUGUUAUGGAUGGGGUAUCUUGGAUUGUUUUCCUGCAUCAAUGGAAGCUUGCUUCGCACUUGUCAUUGUGUUUGUGGUGAUCUUUGCAAUACUAGGAAUCGCCUAUGGUUUUCUUGCUGCUACCAUGGCUGUCCAAAGAAUAUGGCAGAGACACUACCAUAUCCUCACAAAGAGGGAACUGACAAAGGAAUACAUUGUGGAGGAUUUACAUGGGUGUUAUACCCCACCUAAGCUAGAUCUGGAGCAUGAAGAACGACUCAAAAUGCUCAAGUUGUUAUGAGAAAAGAAAAUUUAUGUUAUGAUUUCGGGGAAUGUCCUGAGUCGUUAUUGUAAUAUAUUCAGCCAAUACAAGAGAUUGAAAUUACUAAAUAUUGGUAGUUUGUUUGAUUAUGGGGAAUCACAUAUCUUAUAGUUUUAUUUA
This is a messenger RNA of Beta vulgaris subsp. vulgaris (sugar beet), 1387 nucleotides long. RefSeq lists its product as uncharacterized. The record is from RefSeq and is a predicted model, not a curated record. The transcript has 7 exons. Gene Ontology annotation, molecular function: zinc ion binding. Bases 257 to 1246 code for a protein of 329 amino acids. NCBI's taxonomy places the organism in Eukaryota, Viridiplantae, Streptophyta, Magnoliopsida, Caryophyllales, Amaranthaceae.